Podospora bellae-mahoneyi is the source of this 936-nucleotide messenger RNA. It is a transcript of the gene ubc15, whose product is annotated as Ubiquitin-conjugating enzyme E2 15. Gene Ontology annotation, biological process: protein polyubiquitination; ubiquitin-dependent protein catabolic process. Lineage: Eukaryota; Fungi; Ascomycota; Sordariomycetes; Sordariales; Podosporaceae. Gene Ontology annotation, molecular function: ubiquitin conjugating enzyme activity. The transcript is spliced from 2 exons. The record is from RefSeq and is a predicted model, not a curated record. The coding region runs from base 1 to 936 and encodes 311 amino acids.
AUGAAUCAUUUCGGAUAUCUUUUGCUGAACAUGAAAGCAAACAGUCUCGAGGCCCCCAAUUCCGUGAUGGUGGUUGGAACAGAGACCGGGACAGGGACCCCCUGUCGCCGUUUUCAUUCGGGAGGCGGGGAACCGCCCGCUUUUGAUCCCGCUGCUGCAAGAAGCCGCUGGACCCAUGUCAUCGUCUUGACACCAUUCAAGUCGACAAACGCCCGGAGCCCCACGAUUGCACGACAACAUCAGUCUUACCAAACCAGCGUUGAAUCGAACACGCCCAAUCUCGUCCGCGAGUUUGACCCCGUGAUUCAAACAAAUACUUCCCAGUACCACCCCGCCAAAACCUCCCAGCUAGCAGGCUUUAAGCACACAACACCAUACCACAAUCACCACAUCAUCAACACCAUGUCCAGCGUCUCUUCAGCAGCGGCCGCCUCCCUCCUCAAGCGACAGCUCAAACAAAUGCAAACCGACAAAGACAUUCCAGGCAUUUCAUGCGGCCUCGUCUCGGACAAUAAUAUCUUCGAGUGGGAAGUCAUGCUGAUGAUUAGCGACGAGUGUAAAUACUACGGCGGAGGCAACUUCCGCGCCAUCCUCACCUUCCCCCCAACCUAUCCCUUGAUGCCCCCCAAGCUCGUCUUCCAGUCACCCAUCCCGUUCCACCCAAACAUCUAUCCCGACGGGAGAUUGUGUAUUUCGAUCUUGCACCCCCCAGAAGAGGACAUUUCGGGGUAUGAAAAGGCUAGCGAGAGGUGGAGUCCGGUGCAGAGCCCCGAGUCGAUAUUGCUCAGUGUGAUUAGCUUGUUUGAGGAUCCGAAUGACGAGAGUCCGGCGAAUUUGGACGCGGCGGUGUUGUUGAGGGAGGAGAGGGAGGGAAAGAGUAGGGAGUUUAGGAAAAGGGUCAGGCAGUGUGUUAGGGAGAGUUUGGGAGAGGAUUAA